UUGAUACUCAACUUAUUUAUGUGUGAAAAAUGUCAUGAAUAUGAUUUUUGCUUCAGGCAUUUAAUUAAGGUUUAAUCAUCGAGUUUAUUUUCAUUCAUUACAUUUUGAUGAGUUUGAAGUGCUCAAAAACGAACGACUGAGAAUUUUAUUCAGUCGAUUCUCAGAACCCGAAUUGUUAAGAACGUUUUUUAAAUAAAAUGUUGAGAAUUUUUGUAGUCGGGAUUUUAGUUUUGAGCACACAAGGAAUUUUAUCUCCCGAAAAUGAUGAUGUGUUAGACUUGAUUCGGCACGCUGGCUAUCGUGGAGCUGCUUAUCAAACAGCAACUGAGGACAAUGGAUGGAUUGUGAAAAUUCAUAGAAUUUUUCCUAGAAGAAAAAUGGCAAAUACAAUGCCAGUCUUUCUUAUGCAUGGAUUAUUUGUAAACAGUAUGGACUACAUCCUUACAGGACGAAACAAAGCUCUAGGAUAUCUCUUAGCUGAUAACAAUUUUGAUGUUUUUAUGGGAAAUUCACGCGGGAGUCGACAUUCAUUUGUGGAUCACAAAAGAGCAAAUUAUUCAAAUUUAUGGAACUUUUCAUUCAAUGAAAUCGGAAGCUACGAUGUUGCAGCUAUGAUUGAUUAUGUGCUGCGUCUAACAGGCAAACCUAAAUUAUUUUUUGUCGGUCACUCGCAGGGUACAACAAGUUUAAUAGCGCUGCUAUCAACCCGCCCAGAAUACAAUUCGAAAAUUAUUCAAGCUCACUUAUUUGCACCUGUAGCAUUUAUGAAAUAUCUUCCUAAUCCAUUUGUGAAAUCAUUUAUAGUUCCCCUAAUUGAAGUUUUAAUGGAGAGAAAAAUGAAAUUUGUAAAUUUCACAGAUAUUUUAACAGCUGUUAAUCCUUUAUCUAAGAUUUUCUGUAAUGUUGCCAUCAAUCCAAUAACUACAGAAUUUUGUAAAUCUGUUGUGUUUAUAUUUGCUGGAAGAAACACGUAUUAUUCGGAGAUUGAUACAAGCAUUCUGCCUGAUCUAGUUGAUCACAUUUCGUAUACAUUAAGCGUGCAACAAGUCGAUCAUUACUUACAAUCUUAUCGAAGUGGAAAGUUUAGGAAAUAUGAUUAUGGAUUGAAUAAUAUGAGAAUUUAUGGAACUCCGGAACCUCCUGAAUAUAAUAUUUCUAAUAUUAUUGCUCCAAUUUAUAUUUAUCGUGCUACAGAAGACUACUUGGCUUCAAGAAGGGAUACAGAACAUUUGAUCGAAUUAUUACCUAAUGUGAAGCAUAAUCGAAUAAUUCCCAACUAUAAUCAUGCAGACUUCAAUUAUGGAAGCAGAUCUCGCAAAGUAUUCUUCUACGACGUAUUAAAAUUUAUUCAAUCAGAGUCUUACUAUAGACAUUAAG
Messenger RNA from Chironomus riparius, 1377 nucleotides. The record is from the annotation of a GenBank genome assembly. NCBI's taxonomy places the organism in Eukaryota, Metazoa, Arthropoda, Insecta, Diptera, Chironomidae.